CCCGAGGGAAUCCCCCCAUCCCCGGCUCCUCUCCCGUCGCUCCCAGGCUCGCUCGGACCCGCAGGAAAAUGUCCCCGUUCCUGGACAGCAUCUCCACCAUCGUCAGCGUCUUCCAGCGGCGCGCCCGCGGCACCGGGGACGGCUCCCGCCUGAGCCGCGGCAGCGUCCGGGAGCUCAUCCUCCGGGAAUUCGGGGAUGCCCUCGAGAAGCCACAAGACCCUCAGACCCUGGAGAAGAUCCUGCAGUUCCUGGAGUGGGGAGGGGACGGCGACAUCGAUUUUAACGAAUUCCUCAUCGUGGUGUUCAGGGUGGCCAAAUGCUGCUUCUGGUCCGUGCCCCGGGMGCCGUUCCUGGUGCAGAGGACGCGGAUCCCGAGCGGCGCCAGAUCCCUCCGGGAGCCCGAAAUCAGGAGCCGCGGGAGCCGCCGGCAGCUCCCGGAGGAUGAGGAGGAGGAGGARGAACGGGAAACCCGGGAGAGGAACCGCCGGCGGGCCCGGGAGGAUGAGCCGGAACGAGAGCUCAGGGUCGGGGAAAUCGCGGAGGGGAGCGGGAGGGAGCGGCGGGAACCGCGCGGGGAGCCGGGAAUCCCUCGGGAAUACCGGGAGGAGGAGGAACCGAUCCCUCCGGAAUACCGGGAGCCGGGAAUCCCUCGGGAAUCCCGGGAGCGGAGCCGGGAGCCGGCCGAGCCGCGGGAGAGCCGGAGGAGGCGGCGGCAGCCCCCGGAGCCGGACCGGCGGGACGACGGCAGAGACCGGGAGGGAUUUCCCGAGGAAGAAACGGCGGAGGCGAGGAGCGAGGGGAUAAACCGGGAAUCGCAGCGGUGGAGCCGCCAGGAGCGGGGCGGGGAUGGGAGAGCGCAGCGGCCGCGGGGAGGGGACGAUCGGGACCGGGAGCGGCUCCGGGAAGAGCGGAGCCGGCAGCGGCAGCGGGAGAUGGAACAGAGAGAACGGGAAGGGAGGAACCGCCGGGAGGGAGAGACGGAAUGGCCGGAGAGCCGCCGGCCGCACCAGGGGUACCUGGAGGAACCGUCCGAGAUCGAUAUCGGGCAGGGCGAGAGGAGACGGGAAAUUCGGGAAAUUCGUGAACUGGAAGCCGAUGGAAGGAGAGAAAGAGAAUCAGUGAGAUACGAAAGGGACAGAGAGACCUCGGUGGGUGCAGCAGCUGAAGCCGAUGUGAAAAUCCGCAGAGAGAUCCGGGAACGGGAACCGCGAGAGGAGCUGAGGAGGAGAGAACGACCCCGGGAACGUGAGGAGGAAGCAGAACCGGAGAGAACUUCCCGGGUCAGAGAGAGGGAGGAGAUUGUGAGGGAGAGAAGAAUCGAUCGGGAACGGGAACGGGACCUGGAGGGCUCUGAGCGCCGGAGCCGCCGGACACGGGAACGGGAGGAAGAAGUGACCGCGAUCGGGCCGAGAGAGGCCCGGGAGAGACGGGAAAUUCGUGACAUUGAAGCCGAUGGAAGGAGAGAACGAGAAUCAGUGAGAUACGAAAGGAGAAGAGAGACCUCGGUGGCUGCAGCAGCUGAAGCCGAUGUGAAAAUCCGCAGAGAAAUCCGGGAACGGGAACCGCGAGAGGAGCUGAGGAGGAGGGAACGACCCCGUAUUUUUGAAGAUGAAGAGAGAGAAAUUUCCCGAGAAAGAGACCGGGAAGAGACCGUGAGGGAGAGGAGAAUCGAUCGGGAACGGGAACGGGAGCUGGAGGGCUCUGAGGGCCGGACACGGGAACGGGAGGAAGAAGUGACCGCGAUCAGGCAGAGAGAGGCACGGGAGAGACGGGAGAGGGAAAUUCGUGAGAUUGAAGAUGAUGGAAGGAGAGAACGAGAAUCAGUGAGGUACGAAAGGAGAAGAGAGACCUCGGUGGCGGCAGCAGCUGAAGCCGAUGUGAAAAGCCGCAGAGAAAUCCGGGAGCGGGAACCGCGAGAGGAGCUGAGGAGGAGAGAACGACCCCGUGUUUUUGAAGAUGAAGAGAGGAGAAUUCUCCAGGGCAGAGAGAGGGAAGAGAUCGUGAGGGAGAGAAGAAUCGAUCGGGAACGGGAACGGGACCUGGAGGGCUCCGAGCGCCGGAGGCGGGAACGGGAGGAAGAAGUGACCGCGAUUCGGCAGAGAGAGGCCCGGGAGAGACGGGAGCGGGAAAUUCGUGACAUUGAGGCCGAAGGAAGGAGAGAACGAGAUUUUGAAAGGAGAAGAGAGACCUCGGUGGCUGCAGCAGCUGAAGCCGAUGUGAAAAUUCAGAGAGAGAUCCGGGAACGGGAACCACGCGAGGAGCUCAGGAGGAGGGAACGACCCCGGGAACGUGAGGAGGAAGAGAGAGAAAUUUUCCGUGGCAGAGAGAGGGAAGAGACCGUGAGGGAGAGAAGAAUCGAUCGGGAACGGGAGCGGGACCUGGAGGGCUCUGAGCGCCGGACACGGGAACGGGAGGAAGAAGUGACCGCGAUCGGGCAGAGAGAGGCGCGGGAGAGACGGGAAAUUCGGGAAAUUCGUGAACUCGAAGCCGAUGGAAGGAGAGAACGAGAUUUACUGAGCUAUGAAAGGAGAAGAGAGACCUCGGUGGCUGCAGCAGCUGAAGCCGAUGUGAAAAUCCGCCGAGAGAUCCGGGAACGGGAACCGCGAGAGGAGCUGAGGAGGAGAGAACGGGAACGGGAGCGGGAGGAGGAAGAGAGAGAAAUUUCCCGGGAAAGAGACCGGGAAGAGACCGUGAGGGAGAGGAGAAUCGAUCGGGAACGGGAGCGGGACCUGGAGGGCUCUGAGCGCCGGAGGCGGGAGCUGGAGGAAGAAGUGACCGCGAUCGGGCAGAGAGAGGCACGGGAGAGACGGGAGAGGGAAAUUCGUGAGAUUGAAGAUGAUGGGAGAAGAGAAUCAGUGAGGUACGAAAGGGACAGAGAGACCUCGGUGGCUGCAGCAGCUGAAGCCGAUGUGAAAAUCCGCAGAGAGAUCCGGGAACGGGAACCGCGAGAGGAGCUGAGGAGGAGAGAACGACCCCGUGUUUUUGAAGAUGAAGAGAGGAGAAUUCUCCAGGGCAGAGAGAGGGAAGAGACCGUGAGGGAGAGAAGAAUCGAUCGGGAACGGGAACGGGAGGGCUCUGAGCGCCGGAGGCGGGAACGGGAGGAAGAAGUGACCGCGAUCGGGCAGAGAGAGGCACGGGAGAGACGGGAGAGGGAAAAUCGGCAAAUUGAGGCCGAUGGAAGGAGAGAACGAGAAACAGAGAGAUACGAAAGGGACAGAGAGAUCUCAGUGGCGGCAGCAGCUGAAGCCGAUGUGAAAAUCCGCAGAGAGAUCCGAGAACGGGAACCGCGAGAGGAGCUGAGGAGGAGAGAACGACCCCGUGUUUUUGAAGAUGAAGAAAGGAGGAUAAUCCAGGGUAGAGAGAGGGAAGAGACCCUGAGGGAGAGGGGAAUAGAUCGGGAACGGGAGUUGGAGGGCUCUGAGCGCCGGACACGGGAACGGGAGGAAGAAGUGACCGCGAUCGGGCAGAGAGAGGCACGGGAGAGACGGGAAAUUCGGGAAAUUCGUGAAAUUGAGGCCGAUGGCAGGAGAGAACGAGAUUUCCUGAGCUAUGAACGCAGAAGAGAGACCUCGGUGGCUGCAGCUGAAGCCGAUGUGAAAAUCCGCCGAGAGAUCCGGGAACGGGAACCGCGAGAGGAACUGAGGAGGAGAGAACGACCCCGUGUUUUUGAAGAUGAAGAGAGAGAAAUUUCCCGGGAAAGAGACCGGGAGGAGAUUGUGAGGGAGAGAAGGAUCGAUCUGGAACGGGAACGGGAGGGCUCCGAGCGCCGGAGCCGCCGGACACGGGAACGGGAGGAAGAAGAAGCGACCGCCACUGAGCAGAGCGAGGGGAUCACCCUGGAGGUCCUGGAGGAGGAAGAGGAGGAGGAUUUGGAGCAGGAGCGCUGCCGGUACCAGACCGUGGACGUGGACACGGCCGAUCUGUGCCCCCCGGGCCAGGAGGCGCCGUUCAGCGAUCUCCGGGUCCGCUACGUCCCUUCCGAGCCCGAUGUCCGGCCCCGGCUCCGCGCUCUGCCCGGCCCCGCUGACCCCCAGACCGUCGCUUACCUGGUGCACGUGGUCCAGAGCGCCGAGGACCCCGAGGCCACCACCUACGAGAUCGUUUGUCACCCUCCGGGCCACCAGCGGGGCCAGCUCGGCGCUCCGCGGAAGUGCUCGGUGUCCCCGCGGCCGCAGCGCCCCGAGGCGCCGCCUUCCAAAUGCCGGGAAAGCUCCAAAGGUCCGGGUGAGGAAUCCGGGAAGGACGCGGCUCCCCGGGAUCCGGGCGUGAAGGGCGAGCGGGCAAAAUCCAAGGAAAUCCAGGAGGAGGAGCGGGAUCGCGGGGACGGAACCGGGAGGGAGAUCGGGAACGCGGAGAGANCGAGAGAGAGGAGAAUCCAUCGGGAGAGGGAACGGGAGCUGGAAAUCGCGGACAGGGAAAGGGAGGAAACGAGAGAGAGGAGAAUCCAUCGGGAGCGGGAACGGGAGCUGGAAAUCGCGGACAGGGAGAGGGAGAUUCGAGAGGAGAGGGAGAGGGAGGAAACGAGAAGAGAAGGGAGAACGGGGGAGAGAAGAAUUGAUCGAGAGCUGGAGCUGGAGGGCUCUGAGCGCCGGAGGCGGGAACGGGAGGAAGAAGUGACCGCGAUCAGGCAGAGAGAGGCCCGGGAGAGACGGGAGCGGGAAAUUCGUGAAAUUGAAGCCGAUGGAAGGAGAGAACGAGCAUCAGAGAGAUACGAAAGGAGAAGAGAGAUCUCGGUGGCUGCAGCAGCUGAAGCCGAUGUGAAAAUCCGCAGAGAGAUCCGGGAGCGGGAACCGCGUGAGGAGCUGAGGAGGAGAGAACGACCCCGUGUUUUUGAAGAUGAAGAGAGAGCAAUUUCCCGAGAACGAGACCGGGAGGAGAUUGUGAGGGAGAGAAGGAUCGAUCGGGAACGGGAGCGGGACCUGGAGGGCUCUGAGCGCCGGAGCCGCCGGACACGGGAACGGGAGGAAGAAGAGGCCGCCAUCAACCAGAGAGAGGCGCGGGAGAGACGGGAAAUUCAGGAAAUUCGGGAACUCGAAGCCGAUGGAAGGAGAGAAAAAGAAUCAGUGAGAUACGAAAGGGACAGAGAGACCUCGGUGGCUGCAGCAGCUGAAGCCGAUGUGAAAAUCCGCAGAGAAAUCCGGGAACGGGAACCGCGAGAGGAGCUGAGGAGGAGAGAACGACCCCGUGUUUUUGAAAAUGAAGAGAGAAGAAUUCUCCAGGGCAGAGAGAGGGAAGAGACCGUGAGAGAGAGAAGGAUCGAUCGGGAACGGGAGCUGGAGGGCUCUGAGCGCCGGAGCCGCCGGACACGGGAGCUGGAGGAAGAAGAGGCCGCCAUCCGGCAGAGAGAGGCGCGGGAGAGACGGGAAAUUCAGGAAAUUCGGGAACUCGAAGCCGAUGGAAGGAGAGAACGAGAUUUACUGAGCUAUGAAAGGAGAAGAGAGACCUCGGUGGCUGCAGCAGCUGAAGCCGAUGUGAAAAUCCGCCGAGAGAUCCGGGAACGGGAACCGCGAGAGGAGCUGAGGAGGAGAGAACGGGAACGGGAGCGGGAGGAGGAAGAGAGAGAAAUUUCCCGGGAAAGAGACCGGGAAGAGACCGUGAGGGAGAGGAGAAUCGAUCGGGAACGGGAGCGGGACCUGGAGGGCUCUGAGCGCCGGAGGCGGGAGCUGGAGGAAGAAGUGACCGCGAUCGGGCAGAGAGAGGCACGGGAGAGACGGGAGAGGGAAAUUCGUGAGAUUGAAGAUGAUGGGAGAAGAGAAUCAGUGAGGUACGAAAGGGACAGAGAGACCUCGGUGGCUGCAGCAGCUGAAGCCGAUGUGAAAAUCCGCAGAGAGAUCCGGGAACGGGAACCGCGAGAGGAGCUGAGGAGGAGAGAACGACCCCGUGUUUUUGAAGAUGAAGAGAGGAGAAUUCUCCAGGGCAGAGAGAGGGAAGAGACCGUGAGGGAGAGAAGAAUCGAUCGGGAACGGGAACGGGAGGGCUCUGAGCGCCGGAGGCGGGAACGGGAGGAAGAAGUGACCGCGAUCGGGCAGAGAGAGGCACGGGAGAGACGGGAGAGGGAAAAUCGGCAAAUUGAGGCCGAUGGAAGGAGAGAACGAGAAACAGAGAGAUACGAAAGGGACAGAGAGAUCUCAGUGGCGGCAGCAGCUGAAGCCGAUGUGAAAAUCCGCAGAGAGAUCCGAGAACGGGAACCGCGAGAGGAGCUGAGGAGGAGAGAACGACCCCGUGUUUUUGAAGAUGAAGAAAGGAGGAUAAUCCAGGGUAGAGAGAGGGAAGAGACCCUGAGGGAGAGGGGAAUAGAUCGGGAACGGGAGUUGGAGGGCUCUGAGCGCCGGACACGGGAACGGGAGGAAGAAGUGACCGCGAUCGGGCAGAGAGAGGCACGGGAGAGACGGGAAAUUCGGGAAAUUCGUGAAAUUGAGGCCGAUGGCAGGAGAGAACGAGAUUUCCUGAGCUAUGAACGCAGAAGAGAGACCUCGGUGGCUGCAGCUGAAGCCGAUGUGAAAAUCCGCCGAGAGAUCCGGGAACGGGAACCGCGAGAGGAACUGAGGAGGAGAGAACGACCCCGUGUUUUUGAAGAUGAAGAGAGAGAAAUUUCCCGGGAAAGAGACCGGGAGGAGAUUGUGAGGGAGAGAAGGAUCGAUCUGGAACGGGAACGGGAGGGCUCCGAGCGCCGGAGCCGCCGGACACGGGAACGGGAGGAAGAAGAAGCGACCGCCACUGAGCAGAGCGAGGGGAUCACCCUGGAGGUCCUGGAGGAGGAAGAGGAGGAGGAUUUGGAGCAGGAGCGCUGCCGGUACCAGACCGUGGACGUGGACACGGCCGAUCUGUGCCCCCCGGGCCAGGAGGCGCCGUUCAGCGAUCUCCGGGUCCGCUACGUCCCUUCCGAGCCCGAUGUCCGGCCCCGGCUCCGCGCUCUGCCCGGCCCCGCUGACCCCCAGACCGUCGCUUACCUGGUGCACGUGGUCCAGAGCGCCGAGGACCCCGAGGCCACCACCUACGAGAUCGUUUGUCACCCUCCGGGCCACCAGCGGGGCCAGCUCGGCGCUCCGCGGAAGUGCUCGGUGUCCCCGCGGCCGCAGCGCCCCGAGGCGCCGCCUUCCAAAUGCCGGGAAAGCUCCAAAGGUCCGGGUGAGGAAUCCGGGAAGGACGCGGCUCCCCGGGAUCCGGGCGUGAAGGGCGAGCGGGCAAAAUCCAAGGAAAUCCAGGAGGAGGAGCGGGAUCGCGGGGACGGAACCGGGAGGGAGAUCGGGAACGGCCCGAGGGCUGCGGAGCCCCGGGAAGCAUCCCGGGAUGAGGAGCGGAGAGAUCUCGGAGAGAACCGGGAAUCCCGGGAAUCUCGGGAAUCCCGGGAUGCGGAGCGGAGAGAUCGCGGAGAGAACCGGGAAUCCCGGGAAUCUCGGGAAUCUCGGGAAUCCCGGGAUGCGGAGCGGAGAGAUCCUGGAGAGAAUCGGGAAUCUCGGGAAUCUCGGGAAUCUCGGGAAUCCCGGGAUGCGGAGCGGAGAGACACCGGAGAGAAUCGGGAAUCUCGGGAAUCUCGGGAAUCCCGGGAUGCGGAGCGGAGAGAUCCUGGAGAGAACCGGGAAUCAUCCCGGGAUGCGGAGAGGAGAGAUCGUGGAGAGAACCGGGAAUUCCGGGAAUCUCGGGAAUCCCGGGAAUCUCGGGAAUCUCGGGAAUCUCGGGAAUCCCGGGAUGUGGAACGCAGAGACCCCGGAGAAAACCGGGAAUCCCGGGAUGAGCAGAGCCGGGAUCCCACCCGAGACGCCCCGAGCCGCCCCCGGGAUGAAUCCAAAAAGUCCUAAAAGAAUUCCGGGGUGUCCAGGGGGGUUUUGGGGUUUUUUUCCGGGAUAAAUYCCCGGCAGGAAGGGAGAUCCCGCUGAACCCUCCUGCCAGCUGUGUCCCUUCCKUAUUUAAUCAAUUUUCUGCUCUCGUUUAAUUAAUUUUCUGCUCUAAUUGGAGCCUUUUUGCACCCUGGGGUGUCACCGCUCAGCUCCCCCCGGCCCCGGGGCUGGGGAUCCUCUGGAAAAAAUCAGCAUUUGGGGGGCUGAAAAUCCUCAAAAAAUAUCACUUUUGAGGCCUGGAAAUAUUUUUUAAAAAUCACUUAGGGAGUCUGAAAAUCCUCCCCAAAAAAUCACUUUUAGGGUCUAAAAAUCCUAAAAAAAAAUCCCUUUGGGGUCUGAAAAUCCUAAAAAAAAAUCCCAAAAUACUUUUGUGGUCCAAAAAUCCUCCAAGCUGGGAAAAAUCCCGGUUUUUUUUAGGAUUUAAUCCAGAAUUCCAGCUGCAGGCCCGGGGGUCGGAGCAGCCGCAGGGUCCCGGUGGUGGGUGGGGGAUUUUUCUCCUUUUUUUUCCUUUUUUUUCCUUUUUUUUCCUUUGUUUUUUUUCCUUUUCCUGGUUCCCCCUGUCUGUAUCGCAUGGAAAACAGGAAUAAAUAAACGGUUCAUUCCUGCA
Molecule: messenger RNA, 8445 nt
Organism: Malurus melanocephalus (red-backed fairy wren)
Lineage: Eukaryota; Metazoa; Chordata; Aves; Passeriformes; Maluridae
Gene: TCHH
Product: trichohyalin
Exons: 5
Coding region: 69-7799 (2576 amino acids)
Biological process (GO): regulation of phosphatidylinositol 3-kinase/protein kinase B signal transduction; cellular response to cytokine stimulus; positive regulation of cell cycle G1/S phase transition
Cellular component (GO): cytoplasm
Molecular function (GO): protein binding; transition metal ion binding
Source: RefSeq, a predicted model, not a curated record